AGCGCCGCGCCCAUGCCGGAUUCCAGGCUGUUUAGUCCUUCGCAGGAAACCAGUCCACCCAUAGUCUGGCCGGUGGCUAGUGCAUGCACACUGCGGGCAAAGGCUCACUGUCUCUGUCACUGCUGCAUUUGCAGCGCCUGAUGCCUUCUAUGGCUGAGUUUGACAAAGCCGCCGAGGAGGUUAAGCACCUCAAGACCAAGCCUGCAGACGAUGAGAUGCUUUUUAUCUACAGCCACUACAAACAAGCGACUGUAGGAAAUGUGAAUACAGAACGGCCUGGGAUGUUGGACUUCAAAGGCAAGGCCAAGUGGGAUGCCUGGAAUGAGCUGAAAGGGACUACCAAGGAAGAUGCCAUGAAAGCUUACAUCAACAAAGUUGAAGAGCUAAAGAAAAAAUAUGGAAUAUAAGAGACUGGAUUUGGUUGCUAGCCAAAUGAUUAACCUAAACUGAUACGAUGCCUUGUUUUUUCUAAUACUGUGGAUGAUGUGAAAUAACCAGUUAACCCAGUUCCUCAAGGCUGUGGAGGAUACAGGUCUAACAGAUUAGGGGCUAAAAUGAUUACUGACCUUCUUUUAGUAGUUUUUAUCAGAGAUAAAUUAAAAGUGUAUUUGUUACUUUAA
Nycticebus coucang (slow loris) is the source of this 620-nucleotide messenger RNA. It is a transcript of the gene DBI, whose product is annotated as diazepam binding inhibitor, acyl-CoA binding protein. Gene Ontology annotation, molecular function: fatty-acyl-CoA binding. The record is from RefSeq and is a predicted model, not a curated record. Bases 84 to 407 code for a protein of 107 amino acids. Gene Ontology annotation, cellular component: mitochondrion. Gene Ontology annotation, biological process: fatty acid metabolic process. The transcript has 4 exons. NCBI's taxonomy places the organism in Eukaryota, Metazoa, Chordata, Mammalia, Primates, Lorisidae.